AUGGAUCAGAGUCUAUCGUCAAACCCAUCACCAAACAACGGGCAACUCGAGCCCUCAGCCUCAAUACACCCUUACCCAGCAACUGUAAUUGCAUUCGUAUUUAUCCUCUUCAUUGUCUCCCUCUUUAUUUCAAUCCUGCGACAACUUCUCGAACGACGUCUGUCCCAGCGCCGCGGCUGGUUUCUCACCACCACAUACCCACCCUCUCAAGCAGCAUCUUCGUCAGGCGGUAGUAGCAGAAGAAGCAAAAAAACGAAAGAACAAAAGGUUCGACCUAUAUCAGAACGCGAGAUCGAGUCUCGGCAGCUUCUAUUCCAGGAUGCUUCCCACCGAGAAGAGCGAGACCCGCUCCGAAACCCAGAUGAGCGAAGUUCACUAUAUGAUACAUUUCAGCUACCUGGCCCACACGCCUCCAAGUUGAAACCGGCGCGGUCAAUGAUGGAGUUAAAUGGAGGCAGCCCGCUUGAAGGCUUAGAAGAAAACGAAGGGCAGAAGAAGGCCAAGACCAUCCAUUGGCACGGUGUCAAUAGACUUAAUACUGCGUGGGGGUGGAUGUCAUAA
Messenger RNA from Fusarium venenatum, 561 nucleotides. RefSeq lists its product as uncharacterized. The record is from RefSeq and is a predicted model, not a curated record. Lineage: Eukaryota; Fungi; Ascomycota; Sordariomycetes; Hypocreales; Nectriaceae.